CUGUCGUCAGUCUCUCCAUGCGGACAAUCGAUUCCCAACCUUCUAUUCCUCUCCACCCAGAACUCCUUUCUCCAUUAAUUCUUAUCGCAGGGAGAUAAUAAAUUAGGAAAACCCAAAUCUGCGAAUAAUUCUUCGAUUUGUGAUCGACCCUUCCAAUACUAGUGUUCACUCGUGUGUGUGAUUUUUUUUUCAAUUGCAUUGGUGCGCGUGCUGAGCUGCGCACAGCGGCAAGCUCUACCGUAGUGUGGAAAUAAUUGGAGUGACAAAUAUCGGAAAAUUGUUGUUCCAUGACAAUUGAAGCCGUACACUCUCUUUAAAUAAAUCAACUUGUUGGUUAUACCAGUGAGAUCAGUGGUAAGGAUUAGGAAUAACUAUGGCUAAUGAGGAACUUCCAAAAGGCUGGGAGAAACGCCUGAGCAGGUCUACAGGGCAACACUAUUAUUUGAAUAUUUAUACCAAGGAGAGCCAGUGGGACGUACCCAGCAAGCCAGCCCAACCGUGCGACAAUGGUGAUGGACCUGAGGAGGUUCAGUGUUCUCAUAUUCUAGUUAAACAUGCUGGAUCGCGACGUCCCUCCUCCUGGAGGGAACAGAACAUAACGAGAUCGAAAGAAGAGGCCCUGGAGAUUAUUAAGUCAUAUCGUGAACAAAUAACAUCUGGAAAGACGACAUUCACGGAACUAGCUUCAAAAUACAGUGACUGCAGUUCAGCAAAGCGUGGAGGUGAUCUUGGGCCUUUUGGCAGAGGUGCUAUGCAAAAACCCUUUGAACAAGCAGCAUUUGCACUGAAAGUAGGAGAGCUCUCCUCCCCGGUGCACACGGACAGUGGUAUCCACAUUAUCGAGAGAACUGCUUGAAGCGUUCAAUCGAAAUUGCAUUUAAUUUUUUUCCCCUCCAAAUCAUAUUAAUUGUACAAGAAUUAAGCGAGAAACUCGAACUAUUCGAGUUUACUCAAAAAUAAUGCAAGUCUUACUCGUUUUUUUGCUGUUUUAAGUGAACUUCCUUUUUAAUUCUUUUUUAAAGACAUACAUAGAUGGCGUUUAAACAAUGAGAAUUGUGUCUUUAGUAACACUAUUAACUAUUACGAAACUAAAUAAAAGUGUAUACAUGCUCA
This is a messenger RNA of Diachasmimorpha longicaudata, 1113 nucleotides long. RefSeq names its product putative peptidyl-prolyl cis-trans isomerase dodo. Lineage: Eukaryota; Metazoa; Arthropoda; Insecta; Hymenoptera; Braconidae. The record is from RefSeq and is a predicted model, not a curated record. Gene Ontology annotation, cellular component: cytosol; nucleus. The transcript has 3 exons. Bases 374 to 856 code for a protein of 160 amino acids. Gene Ontology annotation, molecular function: protein binding; peptidyl-prolyl cis-trans isomerase activity.